AUGGCAGCAGCGAUGGAAACUGAACAGCCGGGGGUCGAAGUUUUCGGCACCGCGGAGCGCGAGGAGAGCGGCGAGGCGGAGGCGGAGGAGGAGCGGCCCACCCUGGAGCCCUUCUACGUGGAGCGCUACUCCUGGAGCCAGCUGAAGAAGCUGCUCGCCGACACCAGGAAAUACCACGGCUACGUCAUGGCCAAGGCCCCGCACGACUUCACCUUCGUCAAGAAGAACGACCCGGACGGCCCUCAUUCGGACCGAGUCUAUUACCUCGCCAUGUCCGGGGAGAACCGGGAAAACACCCUGUUCUACUCGGAAAUCCCCAAGACCAUCAACAAAGCGGCGGUCCUGAUGCUGUCCUGGAAGCCGCUCCUGGACCUGUUUCAGGCCACCCUGGACUACGGGAUGUAUUCCCGGGAGGAGGAGUUGUUACGGGAAAGGAAACGCAUCGGCACCAUCGGCAUCGCCUCGUACGACUACCACCGAGACAGCGGGACCUUCCUGUUCCAGGCCGGGAGCGGAAUUUACCACGUGAAAGACGGAGGGUCCCAGGGGUUUACCCAACAGCCCUUGAGGCCCAAUUUAGUGGAGACCAGUUGUCCCAACAUCCGGAUGGACCCGAAACUCUGCUCUGCCGAUCCCAACUGGAUCGCCUUCAUCCAUAGCAAUGACAUCUGGAUCUCCAACAUCGUAACGAGAGAGGAGAGGAGACUCACCUACGUGCACAACGAGCUGGCCAGCACGGAAGAGGAGCCCAGAUCCGCCGGCGUGGCCACCUUCGUCCUCCAAGAGGAGUUCGACCGCUAUUCCGGCUACUGGUGGUGUCCGAAGGCCGAGCCGACUCCCGGCGGAGGCAAGAUUCUGCGCAUCCUGUAUGAGGAAAACGACGAGUCCGAGGUGGAGAUCAUUCACGUGACGUCCCCCAUGCUCGAAACCAGGAGGACGGAUUCGUUCCGAUACCCCAAGACGGGCACAGCAAAUCCCAAAGUCACCUUUAAGAUGUCCGAAAUAACAAUCGACGCAGAAGGAAACAUUGUGGACGUGGAGGACAAGGAGCUCGUCCAGCCCUUCGAGGUCCUGUUCGAAGGAGUGGAAUACAUCGCCAGAGCCGGAUGGACUCCAGAGGGAAAAUACGCAUGGUCCAUCCUGCUAGAUCGUUCCCAAACCCGGCUCCAGAUCGCGUUAAUCUCCCCUGCAUUAUUUAUCCCAGUAGAAGACGACGCUAUGGAAAGACAGAAGCUCAUAGACUCCGUGCCCGACUCGGUGACACCCCUGAUUAUUUAUGAAGAAACAACCGACAUUUGGAUAAAUAUCCACGACAUCUUCCACAUCUUCCCCCAGAGCCACCCAGACGAGGUGGAGUUCAUCUUCGCUUCCGAGUGCAAGACUGGGUUCCGACAUCUGUACAAAGUCACGACAACGCUGAAGGAGAGCAGAUACAAGAGGUCCGGUGGAGGCUUCCCUGCUCCGAAUGAUUUCAAGUGCCCCAUCAAAGAGGAGGUGGCCAUCACCAGCGGAGAGUGGGAGGUGCUGGGCCGCCACGGCUCGAACAUCCGAGUCGACGAGGUGAAAAAGCUGGUGUAUUUCGAAGGCACGAAAGACACCCCCUUGGAACACCAUCUGUACGUGGCCAGCUACGAAAACCCCGGCCAGGUGACACGGCUGACAGAGAGGGGCUUCUCUCACGCCUGCUGCAUCAGUCAGGACUGUGACCUGUUCAUAAGUAAAUACAGUAACCAGAAGAACCCCCACUGCGUGUCCCUCUACAAGCUCUCAGGUUCUGAAGACGACCCGGUUCCCCGAACAAAGGAGUUCUGGGCCACGAUUUUAGAUUCGGCAGGUCCUCUUCCGGAUUACAUCCCGCCGGAAAUCUUCUCCUUCGAAAGCACCACGGGUUUCACCCUGUAUGGGAUGAUGUACAGGCCUCACGACCUGCAGCCCGGGAAGAAGUACCCCACCGUGCUGUUCAUCUACGGUGGGCCGCAGGUGCAGUUGGUGAACAACAGAUUUAAAGGCGUCAAGUAUUUCCGCUUGAACACCCUGGCGUCUCUGGGCUACGUCGUGGUGGUGAUUGACAACCGGGGGUCCUGUCACCGAGGACUGAAGUUCGAAGGGGCUUUCAAGUAUAAAAUGGGCCAGAUCGAGAUCGAAGACCAGGUGGAAGGCCUCCAGUACCUGGCGUCUCAGUACGAUUUCAUCGACCUGGAGCGCGUCGGCAUCCACGGCUGGUCCUACGGCGGAUACUUGUCUCUGAUGGCGUUACUGCAGAGGUCAGAUAUCUUCAGGGUGGCGAUUGCCGGCGCGCCAGUGACGCUGUGGAUUUUCUACGACACGGGCUACACGGAGCGCUACAUGGGCCACCCCAACCAGAACGAGCAGGGCUACUACCUAGGCUCCGUGGCCAUGCAGGCCGAGAAGUUCCCUUCCGAGCCCAACCGUUUACUGCUGUUGCACGGCUUCCUGGACGAGAACGUCCACUUUGCACACACCAGUAUAUUACUGAGUUUUUUAGUGAGGGCCGGGAAGCCCUAUGACUUACAGAUCUACCCUCAGGAGAGACACAGCAUCCGAGUGCCCGAAUCCGGAGAGCAUUACGAACUGCAUCUUUUGCACUACCUUCAGGAAAACCUGGGCUCCCGUAUCGCCGCUCUAAAAGUCAUGUGACGGUGACCUCGAGGAUCCCGCCAGGCUCCCUCUGGGACAUUCCGGAGCGUUCCCAUCCCGCCCCCCCGCCACUUCCCCUCCCCGCUCAACGCCCCCGCCGGGACCGCCCAGCACAGACCGGCCAAGGCCCCGGUUCCCCGGGAACGCCGCCGGGCGGGGAGAAUUCCCAGGAGACGGACGACAGGCCACCGGUUCGCCCCACGCACCCCUCUCACUUUUUCAAAGCGUUAAUAAGCCUCGUGGGAGGGGUCUUUUUACGGCGCCUUUCCGAAUUUGUUACAAUCGAGUCGCUGAAUGAUGGGUUCGCUACAGUCCAACAGCCUCUCUGGCUAGAUACGGAUUUAGACCACACUUAAAUGUAAUUUAAUAGCUUACGCUUCAUUACUUGGGAUGCGUCCAGCAUGUUACGAGCUAAUCGUUAUUCAACAUAUGACUUGAUCGGUCCUUAAUGAUUUAAAAGAAAAAAACUUGGGAUGCAUCCAGCAUGUUCCGAACUAAUCACUAUUAAGCAUAUGACUUAAUCGGUCUUUAAUGAUUUAAAAGAAAAAAAAACCAAAACCCCUCGAGGCCUCCCACAGACUCUUUCUUAGGUCAGUCAAAAGCUCCGACCGGCUUCUCGGUGAGUUCCGUCUAUGUAUCGAAUACAGACACUAUUCAUUUUUCUUGGGUAAUAAUGAUCUGAGUGGAUUUUAAGCAGUCGCUCUCACCUGAAGGAAACUACAAUAACAGUCUAUGUAGCAUGGAUUUAAUUAGUCUUACGGUGUUGCUAAUUGCCGGCGGAUUGAUUUUUUUUUUUAAAGGGAAAGAUUAGAGCUUAAAAUUUUGCAAUCUUUAUCCCCCACUGGCUCCGACUCCUAAAGACUGACCCUCUCUCGGGAACCUGAGGGCGUCUCUUGACUCUGUUUCCCUCUACUGUCUUCCCACGUUGCUGUGUCUUGGAAUUUGCUUCCGGGUGGAGGGAGGGGGAAGUUAAUGAUGUUUUCCAGUUCUAGCUGGUUAAUAAAGAUGUGUGAGUAUCCUGUACCUGAGCAUGGAAAGGGUUUGGGAAAUGAGGGUUUUUUUAACCUUCUGGAGUGGUAGUGUAAAAAUAGGGAACUUGGGAUCAUCACUUGAAGCCAGUGAAAGCCCCAGUGUCCCUAAGAAGGGAAAAAAUCCUGUGGGAGCAGCGUCUUCCCUGAAUUUUAACGACUAAAAAAAGAUUUUCAGAAACCUGACAUCCCGGCUCCCUUCCUUGUUGGAAAAUGGUCGGCUGAGCACGAGAAGCCGCUGUUUGGAAAUCAGAGCCCGACAACCCCAAACGACCCCGGCCCCCGCUCAGAAGGUGAGGGGCUGUCCACCUCCAAAAUCCAGGCCAGGAAUCGCUCAGCGUUCCAGGGAUCGGUGCUCACCUCCUUGAAUUCCCCUGGCCGGAUGGAGGCGCGGGGACCUCGAGAGCAGGCGGCGUCACCGGGAAGCCCUUCUUCCUCCUCCGUGCUCCUCUCUCCGGGUCGAGGGACGGGGCCGAGCUUCGGAGCCAGCGUCCGGCGAGGGCAACACAAGCCGAGUUCCUCGUCAGCAAGCGAGUGUGGAGUGCCUGGCUGUUGGGCCCGUAGCUGGCUUUGGCAGAAAUAUCCUGCGUCGGGGUAGGAGGUGACAGAGGGGAGAGGAAAAAGUCCAACGUUGCUCUAGCGAUGGCCGAACACUUUGAAAUAGGAUUGGAUUUUUUGAGUCUUUGCAUAUUUGUACUGUAUUAUGCAUAUAUCUCUAUUGUGUGGACAUGUAUACAUUUACAUACGGAUGGUAUUCUCCCUUGCCUGGAUUUUUUUUUCCAUCGGUGUUAAAUCGGUCUGGGUAUCUCUACCCCCAUCCCCACCAAUCAAAAGGACAUUUCCUCCUGUUUCAUUUGUCUUAAGUAGCUGGUGGGUUAUUAAGGGAGACUCGUGCCUCUGAACCCCGCGGCCUACCGUCGCGGGGAGGGGGGCAUUCCUAUAGGGCAAGAUCUGCUGCUGGACCCAGACCGUCAGAAAAUCACUCUGAUCGAUAGGAAAAAAAAAAGGAUGGAGCGGAGGACGCACCAUUUUAUGCAAGACGCUAUCCCCAUGGCUCAUAGGAUGGAACCGCCCCCCGGCCACUGAGCAUUUAGAUGUCACCCAUUUUCCUGCCCCCUCCAGGGGCCAACCAUCUUCAUAUUUGGUGCCACACUGUGAACUUGGCAGAAGGCUCUUGUCCUCGCAGAUUUUUGCCCGAUUUAGAUUUGUGUGUCGUAUCGGGGAUGGGAAGGAUUUCCCGGCUCCCCUCUCCCGUCUUCCUCCGGCCCACCGCCGCCCAAAGUGAGGGAGCAGGGACGGGUGUCGAGUGAGGGGGGGAGUUGGAGCAGGAGGGGUUGGGAGGAGAUCCAGGAGCAAAGAGCGGAGCGGGGCUUUCCGCUUGCUUCACCAGGGUGGUAUCCCGGACUCCAGCCUGAGGGACGGCUGGGGUGGGAUCGAGACCAUACGCUCGUUGUGGGCAGGGAGUGUGUCUAUUCUACUCUGCAUUGUCCCCUCCCAUGCGUUCGGUACAGUGCUCUGCUCACAGGAAGCGCUCAAUAACUGCAAUCAGUGAGGAACGGGGAGGUGAAAUGGGCCUUCUGGAGAAAAGGGGGAGCAAACCACCUCUCCUGCUCGGGGCCACCGACUCCCACAGGAGGGGCAUCCAGAGUGGGAUCCCGGUCUGUCGGGCAGAAGGGCCGGUGCUUAUUGAGGGAGGGAGGAUGGCUCCCAAACUCACAUCUGCCUGAAGGCGAGUCAAGGCCUCAGCCGCGAGAUUCAGUCGCGGAGCCGGCGUCUCCUUCCAUCCGUUCGACGCCCCGGACGACACCCUCCAUCUGCCCGACUCUCCAUACGUUCUCCUGUUGUGGGGGUUACUUCCUGAGGGAGAUCUUUAAUCACGGCGCUUUGUGGAAAGGGAAAAGCCGAUGGAAGAAGGAAAUGGAAUGAGGUUAAGGCUGGGGGUUGACCCAUCACUUCUAUGAGCAUCUCCCUGACGGUUGACAUCUUCUACCCUGCAAAUCAAAUGCCGAGCAGGCCGAUCCGUGAAGCAGCAAGUCGACUUUGGCACGCCCGGCUUUGGGGCUUGAUUCCAUCUGCUAUCCAACGGCCGGGGAUGGGGGGAAUGACCUCGAAGACCACCGGUCCCGUCCGUCAGAAGGAAAGCGGACAGGGCCGGGCCGCCUUGCCGGGGGACAGGCAACACCGGUCACCUCCCCUGAAGGAUGGAGUCCCGUGGACAUCAGGCCAGUUUCGUGCCAAAGAGCGGGUACAGCCGAGUCGGUGAGCGAGGCGUCGGAGGGAGUGCCCGCUUAUCCCUCCCCCUGGACUUUUAGACUGUGAGCCCACUGUUGGGUAGGGACUGUCUCUAUACGUUGCCAAUUUGUACUUCCCAAGCGCUUAGUACAGUGCUCUGCACAUAGUAAGCGCUUAAUAAAUACGAUUGAUGAUGAUGACGGAUGGUUUCGCCACCAGACGCCCGCUUCCCCUCAGUAACUCAAGUGCCUGCCCGUUCGCACGCGGUGGGCCGGAACCCACGCCCUCAUUUCAGAAGGGAGAAACCGUCCGGAUCUUGCAGCGUUCUGCCCGAAAGGAGUCGGGUGUUUCAUUUUAGAACUUAAAAGUGCCUGCUGUUUGAAGCGUUGACUUGGAUUUUAAACAGUGCAUGCUUCACUGGAGUGAAUUUAUGGGGUCGUCCCCGUCCCUCCCACCUCCCCAUUUCUAGCUCAGCGGCUUUUAAUCACGUAAAGUGGAAACAUUAGUCUGGCUGCGUUUUAUUACGGACCCUUUUGUUGCAAUAAAGAUGCUGCUAAAUCAAUCGAAUUAAA
This is a messenger RNA of Tachyglossus aculeatus (Australian echidna), 6490 nucleotides long. RefSeq names its product dipeptidyl peptidase 8 (gene DPP8). The transcript has 19 exons. The coding region runs from base 1 to 2658 and encodes 885 amino acids. The record is from RefSeq and is a predicted model, not a curated record. Lineage: Eukaryota; Metazoa; Chordata; Mammalia; Monotremata; Tachyglossidae. Gene Ontology annotation, biological process: proteolysis. Gene Ontology annotation, molecular function: dipeptidyl-peptidase activity; serine-type peptidase activity.